Messenger RNA from Rangifer tarandus platyrhynchus (Svalbard reindeer), 1890 nucleotides. Lineage: Eukaryota; Metazoa; Chordata; Mammalia; Artiodactyla; Cervidae. The record is from the annotation of a GenBank genome assembly.
AUGAAUGGUGCCGCCCCGGUCCCGGUCCCGGUGCCGGUCCCGGACUGGCGGCAGUUCUGCGAGCUGCACGCGCAGGCGGCCGCCGUGGACUUCGCGCACAAGUUCUGCCGCUUCCUGCGGGACAACCCGGCCUACGACACGCCCGACGCCGGCGCCUCCUUCUCCCGCCACUUCGCCGCCAACUUCCUGGACGUGUUCAGUGAGGAGGUGCGCCGCGUGCUGGUGGCCGGGCCGGCGCCUGCGCGAGGGGCGGCCGAGCCCCCGGACGCCAUGGAGCCCGGGCCCACGGGGCCCCCGGCGCUCAAGGCCGCGCCCUACGGCCACUCGCGGAGCUCGGAGGACGUGUCGGCGACCGCAGCGGCCAAGGCCCGCGUCCGCAAGGGCUUCUCGCUGCGCAACAUGAGCCUGUGCGUGGUGGACGGCGUGCGCGACAUGUGGCACCGGCGCGCCUCCCCCGAGCCCGACGCCGCUCCGCGCGCCGCCGAGCCCCCGGCCGAGGCGCGCGACAAGUGGAUGCGGCGCCUGCGGCUGUCGCGGACGCUGGCGGCCAAGGUGGAGCUGGUGGACAUCCAGCGCGAGGGCGCGCUGCGCUUCAUGGUGGCCGACGACGCGGCCUCGGGCUCCGGGGGCGCCGCCCAGUGGCAGAAGUGUCGCCUGCUCCUGCGCAGGGCGGUGGCGGGUGAGCGCUUCCGCCUGGAGUUCUUCGUGCCGCCCAAGGCCUCCAGGCCCAAAGUCAGCAUCCCUCUGUCGGCCAUCAUCGAGGUCCGUACCACCAUGCCCCUGGAGAUGCCAGAGAAGGACAACACAUUCGUGCUCAAGGUGGAGAAUGGAGCAGAGUACAUCCUGGAGACCAUCGACUCCCUGCAGAAGCACUCGUGGGUGGCUGACAUCCAGGGCUGCGCAGACCCCGGGGACAGCGAGGAAGACGCGGAGCCCUCCUGUGCCCGGGGAGGCUGUCUGGCCAGCCGCGUGGCCUCCUGCAGCUGUGAGCUCCUGACGGAGGCAGUGGACCUGCCCCGGCCCCCAGAGACAACGGCAGCCGUGGUGACAGCCCCACACAGCCGCGCUCGAGAGGCUGUCGGAGAAUCCCUGGUCCACGUCCCGUUGGAGACCUUCCUGGAGACCCUGGAGUCCCCGGGGGGCAGCGGCAGCAACAACACAGCGGAGGAGACAGCGGAGCCAGAGGCCCAGGCCGAGGCCGAGCUGGAGCUCUCCGACUACCCCUGGUUCCACGGGACACUGUCGCGGGUCAAGGCAGCUCAGCUGGUGCUGGCGGGUGGGCCCCGGAACCACGGCCUCUUUGUGAUCCGCCAGAGUGAGACCCGGCCCGGGGAGUACGUGCUGACCUUCAACUUCCAGGGCAAGGCCAAGCACCUGCGCCUGUCCUUGAACGGCCACGGGCAGUGCCACGUGCAACACCUGUGGUUCCAGUCUGUGCUCGACAUGCUCCGCCACUUCCACACCCACCCCAUCCCGCUGGAGUCCGGGGGCUCUGCCGACAUCACCCUCCGUAGCUAUGUGCGGGCCCAGGGCCCCCCGCCUGACCCGGGGCCCUCGCCCAGCGCCGCGCCCCCACCGCCCGCCUGCUGGAGCGAGCCGGCCGGCCAGCACUACUUCUCCAGCCUCGCCGCGGCCGCCUGCCCGCCCGCCUCGCCCUCGGAGGCCGGCGGCGCCUCGUCCUCGUCCGCCUCGUCGUCUUCGGCCGCGUCGGUGCCCGGUGCCCCCCGCCCUGCCGCUGAGGGCCCCCUGAGCGCCCGCAGCCGCAGCAACAGCGCGGAGCGCCUGCUGGAGGCGGCGGGCGGGGGCGCCGAAGAGCCCCCCGAGGCCGGGCCGGGCGAGGGCGCCCGGGGCCACACGCGGGCCGUGGAGAACCAAUACUCCUUCUACUAG